CCCAGGGAUGCCACCCGCUUCCUGCAUGAUAGCAGGAGAAAGGUCACUAGUUGCUCUAGGUCUCAGCUCCCCAGCUGAGAAUGAUGCUUUCUCCCUCCUCUGCUUUUUCCGACUUGCUUGUUUAUAUCGCUGGCUUUUCAGCAGAAUAACAUCUACUCUGCCUGUGCGCUGAUCACGAUGGGUCCUGCUCUCAGCUGGGGCCUCUAGACACCACUACGAAUAACAAAUAUGAUUUUCCCUUUAUGCUUGUCUCCUUCAUCUCCAUCCAUGCAGCAGUGCUUAUGAGAGCCCGCAAAGAGACGCUGUCUUUUGCUGCUUCGGGAUCCCAGCAAGAAAUGGGAGUCUGAUGGAUUGUACAUGCACCUGCUUUGUUUAACGCCCAGCCAAACAGAUAAGUGCCCUUUUACUUAUCUCACAACAGCAUUUUAGACGUAGUUGUGCACAACAUCUCUCUUCGGUUUUAAUUUGGUGAGCCCUUUGUGUUUCACCAUUGCAAAUGAAUGCUCUGUGGUUCUCCUUUUGGCUAAGAAACACCAGACGAUAUCGGUAUUUCACGUGAGUUAGUUAAUUAGCGUCUGACGGAACCGCAGCUGAUGGCUCUGGGAGCUCCCAGGGGUCUUCCCCUGCCCCUCCAGAGCUGCCGUCUCCAGCAGCCCUGUGAGGUUUUGGGACUCUGAGGAGCAGCUCUGCAGGACCAGACGAGACUGAUGUGACCCAUCUGAGCCUUAAGGAAUCCUCCAGGACUCGUUAGAGGUUUAGUAACUAAGCUUGGCUGGUUUGAUUGAGAAGGUGCUUGUGCAGGCUUGGCGUGAUCUCAGCGAAACCAGCUAACACUGCUGGCAGGAGAGAGGGCUUUCUGCAUGUGCUAUUCAUAUGUGUGCAGAGAAAGUGAUGACCCCUGCUUCUUCCUGCCGCUUUCUAGGUGGGAAAAUAGCAGGGGAUGGGGGAGAGGAGCCCUUAGUUAUACUGAGUUUAUACAGGGGUAUAAAGAGGUAUCAGGAGUGAGCAGUAACAAGAAUUGUCCCCUCAAACUUAUGGGGAUAUUUAUAUCUAUGCAUGGAAAAUAUAGACUAUCAGGAAAAUAACUUCUGGCUGCUUAGAUCUGCUGCCUGCUCUUGGACACAGCACUGCAAUUAUUAAAUAAUUUAAGAAAUCCAUAAAAUAUGAUCUAAUGUACAGUGUAAUUUUGCAAUAGAAUACAGCCACGGGGCUGGGGCAAAUACUAGCUAUACCUGCAAAAUUUAAUGAGUUAGCAUAAUGAAAAAAACACUAAAGCCAGGCAUGUGAGCAUUGGAGGGGAUGUGUGGCAGGAGGAGGGACAGGAGCCAAUUUAUCUACUCCAAACCUGUCUCGUCUGCUCUACCAGUGUUAAUUAGCAGUGUAAAAUGUCUAUCUGCUAUUAGGAAAACUACAAACAGAUUUGCUAAGCAGAUUACACUGUAGAAACUGAUGUGAAAUUGUCUUACCUACCAAGAAGAAGGUGAGGUUCUUGGUUGGAGGUGCCAGCCUAGGUCUUGAGAGAGAGACGGGAGAGACAACACAGUGAAGUAGGAGGUUACUGCUGUGCAAGAGAACUGGAUCUAGAUCAACUCGUGUGAUCCCUGGAGUGUCUGAAGUUCCCUCUUUUCUAGGAAAAACUUCUCUCCUGCUGUUAUUACCAAGAAAGUUUUUAUAUUAAUAGAAGAAAUGACAUGUCUGAUAUUAAUGACUAUGCUCUGUCUUAAAAUCAUAAACGUUGUAAAAACUGUAAAAUUCCUGACUCUUCAAUACGCUGAUGCAGAAAGGCUUGACAGUAUAUGAAGAAAAACUGAUAAAAUGAAGCCCUAGUGAGAAAAUUAGGGUUUGUUCAUUCAGCAAGGAUGGAUAGGAAGUUAAAAAAGCUUAAGUCAGAGCUAACAGAGCUCUUUGCUCCUCAAAAAAAACCCCAAACCAAACACCUUUUGAUCAAGAUCCGGAGGGUCUUGAUUAUUAGGUUUGCAACUUGAAAUCUGUUUUCUGCCAGUGUGCUGAUAUCAUUGUUCCCCCAAAUUAGGCCCCAUUAAAUUAACCCUAACCUGGCCAGUUCCAGUGUGGGCAUCAAAGCUGAAUUUGGAAAUCAUAUCCUGAAAUAUGGCACGCAACUUGUAAUGUCCUGUGCUCCUUGGCAGAAGAAGCAGGAAACACUUACUGUCCCUCUCAAGAGCUGUACUGACGUAAGAGAUGAUAUUGUGUUAUAUGGACCUGUGGCUUGAUUGCUGCUUCCUGUGGUUUGGUUGGUGCGUCCAGCUGCUGAGGAUAACAGAUUCAACAGAUAUUGUCAGGUCUCUGUGAAAUAUCUUGUCCAGAAAAGAAGACCCCCAAAUCCCUAACUCUUUCCUCGUCUUACAGGUGAGCCUUGAAGAGAGACCGUAGCUCCUGAAUGCAUGACCUUCCCCUGGGAUUAGAAGAAAGCCAUGGGGAAAGACAAGAAAAAAGAGGAGGCUGUCUUUCUGAGGAAAAAGAUAACUUUGCUGAGGGCUUUCUCGCUUCUCAUCGGCAGCAUGGUUGGCAGCGGCAUCUUUAUUUCCCCAAAAGGAGUACUCAAAAACUCCGGCAGCGUGGGUUUCUCCCUGGUUGUCUGGUUUACCUGUGGGAUCCUCUCAAUGUUUGGUGCCUUGUGUUAUGCAGAGCUUGGAACAAGAAUCACCAAGUCUGGAGGACAUUAUAUCUACAUUUUGGAGACACUAGGGCCUCUGCCAAGUUUCCUGUUCCUGUGGGCAGAGUUUUUUGCUAUCAGACUGCAGUUUGUGCUCGGUUCCCCCCUUCCAGGCCUGCCAACAGUGCUGUGGUUUCUUUGGCGUUUGGACGCUACAUGCUGGAGCCAUUUUUUGCCCCCUGUGCAGCCCCUGUCCCUGCUGUGAAGCUCGUAUCUCUCCUGGGGUACUACAUGGUCCUCACCCUCAAUUCCUGGAGCGUCACCUGGAGUGCCCGGCUGCAGACGGCGCUCUCCGUCAUCAAGCUCCUGGCUCUUGCACUCAUCAUCGUGCCAGGGAUGAUGCUGCUGGCCAAGGGCCACACCGAAAACUUCCAGGAUGCUUUUGACAGACAGUCGCUAGUUUUGGAUAAGCUGCCCCUGGCUUUUUAUGCAGGCAUGUUCGCAUAUUCAGGCUGGUUUCAGACCAGCUUUGUGCGGGAAGAGUUGGUCAGACCUGAAAGAAAUAUCCCCCUGGCUGUCAUCGUGUCUGUGAUAACAGUAAUUGUGGGGUACAUGCUCACCAACAUCUCCUAUUACACGGUCCUGGGAACGCAAGAUGUCCUGGCUUCUCCUGCUGUGGCUGCGAGCUUUGUGCAGCGAGCCUUCAAAAGCUUGAUCUCCGUGGUCCCUGUCCUUGUCGCACUGUCCUGCUUUGGAACCAUGAAUGGAGGAAUCCUCACGUUUUCAAGGACUCUGUUUGUGGCUUCCAGGGAAGGACAGUGGCCUCCUCUCUUCUCCAUGAUCCACAUUCGAAGGCAUACACCUCUUCCCGCUGUCAUGUUAAUGUUCCCUUUGGUUACUGCCAUGGUGUGUAUCGGAGAUAUCUACCAUCUAAUGAACUUCUUCAGCUUUUCCCGAUGGCUCUUCAUAGGAUUAGCCACUCUCGGGCUCAUUGUCCAUCGCCACCGUCACCCGGAGCUACGCAGCCCAUUCAAGGUUCCCCUGUUUGUUCCUGUCUCUUUUACCAUCAUCUGCCUCUUCACAGUGGCAAUGUCUUUCUACUCAGACCCUGUGAACAUUAGCAUCGGAUGUACCAUGGUUUUAAGUGGUUUUCCAGUCUACUACCUCAUAAUCCACAAGCAAAUGUCAAGUCAUUGCCGUAGCCCCUUUUAUUACCUUACACACAAACUACAGUUACUGCUGGAAGUAGUCCAACAAGAAAUCAAGACUUACUGAGAGAACCAUCAGAACUUGCAGGAGAAGACAAAAUCUCCUUAUUCUGUUUCUGAUACCUUUGAUCUUAUCAAAAGCAGGCGGUGCUCUUACUCUUUUAAUCACUGCAAAUAAGGAUGAGCCUGAGCCAAAAUCUUUCUGCAAGUGUUCCUAAGCUUGCCAGUCAGGAUUGGGAUAGGCAUGUCACAUCUGUUUCUGCCCUCUUCUUUUUUAGCAGAACAGGCUAGUUCUCUGAGACGAGCUUGCUUUGCCUGCAGAGUGUCUUUGAAACCAAGAUCCUAAUUUUGCAGCCUAGCCCAGUCCUCAGUAAAUAGUAUGUGUGUAUACAUGUGUAUAUAUGUGCGUAUAUAUAUACACAUACAUAUUAUUUUAUAAUUUCCUAAAUUGGCAAAUAGAGGAAGGGAGCAUGUUUUAGAACUUAGUCCAGUACAUGGAAGCCAAAUGCAGGUUUCAGACUGAAGCAUCCUACUAGCCAUGUUCUGGACAAGCAUUACGAAGGGAAGGGGGUGUUGAGAGCAAAUUAGAAAUAAGGUAGAUGAAUUGGAGAGGAGGAGGUGGGGAAUAAAACUUCAUUCACGAGGAAGUGCAGAUUUAGGUUAAUAAGAAGAUAUUUGAAAACCCUUUGAAACUCAAAUAUUAACAAAGUAAGGUCAGAAUGUUUUGCUUUGAUUAUUGUAUAAGCCGAAUAAGUUUAUUUUGCUUUGAAAUAAUGUUUCAGUUUUUAUUUUUCUAUAAUGACACUUCAAAAUGUGCAAACACAUUAAAAUAUAUCAGCUAAAUAUCCACAAGAAUAUGACAAAACAGAUCCUGAUCCCUCCCCUGACUCCCCAGCCCUGCUCCUCACCUGGUACUACCAGUGAAGUUGAAAAAUAAGAUUUUGGCCCAACUCCAGUGAAAUACAAUUUCUCCUUUAGUUAGACAAACUGACUGAUGAUACUUGGGCAGAUUCCUUAAUAAGUGCAUCUUUUGGUGCUCUAAGAAGACAUGAAAGACUUCAUGUCAGAGCUUUAACUUUAAGUCUGCAGUCAAAUGACUUGCUGAAUCGAUACAUAGAUGCUCAUUUGAAUUAUUGACAUAGAAAGGUUUCCAUUAUUGUAUUACUUUGAUUUACAUUAUUAAUGUGGCAACAUUAUGUCCAGAUAAAACAGCAGUUACCUACUUCCAGUCACUUAAUUGUUAAUCUUUUCCUAAAUGAUGGGAAGUAGUAUGCUGAGACCCCUCUAACAACUGCUGAAAAGAGGAAGAGCAGAACAUGGAGCAUUUUUAAUAUUUUGUAACAAGCAUUUAUAUACUUAGAGUAAAGCCAAAAUAGCCUUUACAAACCCAAUGUAAUCUUCCCAAACGUGUAAAAUUCACCAUUGAGAUUUGGAAAUAAGUAAGUGUGGGGUUUUUCUCCAAAGCGAUUGGGAAUUAUUACCCUUGUUACGACUGCUUUCUGUUCCUGUGCUAAAUUAAGCUGGGAGAGCAGCAGCGUGGUUGCAGGGUGCGUUUUUCCCCCUCCAUUCCCACCAUUUAAUUAACAAGCUGCUGGACAUCAUCCAACAGGAAAUCCAGUCUUACUGGGAAAACCAUCACAACCUACCAGAGAAGGUACUGAUUUUAAAUGUUAGUGGGGUUUCAAGCAAGAUCUGGAAAUGUUUUCAGGCUUCCAGACAUGGGUCUGGCCCUCCUUGCGUCGGGCUUUGCUGGAGCUGAACCCCCCAGCACACCUUCCUGCAGCACCCCACGGCCGGGCCCCUCUGUGGGUGGCUGGGGAACCAACCUGAAGAAGACCUUGCAGAACCGGACAAGCCCCAUCACCCCAACAUAGUCUGAGUCCAGCCCCUUAGGUACUGGUUUGGGGUUUUUUCCAAAUACUGAGGUAGAAGCAUGAGGCGCUGCCAGCCUGGUCCCAUGCUGCAGGACCCCUGUGAGCACAGCAUGCCCAGGCCGUAGCAUCAGUUACUCAUGCAUCAAAUGUUGGAGUGGUCUGAAAUUGCAGCAAGCUGCUGUGUAUCUGCAGAUAGACACAUAGAAAGGGUGAAACAUCACUUUUUUUUUGGUCCAUUUCCUCUGAAGAAAAAAAGGGAACAAGAAUUGAAAUUUUGAGGGGGAAAAUAAGUAAUCCUACCUGCUGGACCAUGGUCUCUUUAUACAUGAUAAACCAUUUGACAUAUGCAGGGGAACAACACUUGGGUGCCUCUACUGACUGUGCAGAAAUAUGAUCUUGCAGGGCUAUAUAUAGGAUGUCUGCUCCAAGACCUGUCAGAUACCAGCAAUGCAGACAGAUACAGUACAUGAUUACGCUGACAGUUAGAAACCAGAGCUUCAACAGCUCAAGGGCUGACAUUGUAAUUAAAAAUUAUAAAAAUAAAAAAAAUGAUGUUCAGAAGGUAUCAGUUUCUAGUGAGCUCAAGUUUCCAGUUUGUGGUGAGUUGUUUGUUUUUAGAGAGGCUUGUAUUGCUGCUCUCAGCAAAGCUAUGUAAACAUUUUCUACCAAGCCGGAAUGUUUUUCCUAGAGCUGAUCUCUCAUGCCUACUGAAGCUCUUGGCUUCAGUUUGGAAGAGUAUUUUACUAGAGAAUUCAUAUAUGCAAAAAUGAACCUGCAGGACCUGAUCCUACAGAUCUCACCUGUCAAAGGGAAGCAUAAAAGUUGUGCAACUGUGGAGAUGAGAGACAUAUAUGAGAGGUAAAAAGCCAGUCAAGGAAGGCUAGGCAGGAAGAAACAAAGUGCAACUUCAUAAUCACAUUUGUGGUGUUUCAUUUUGGUUUUUCUUUGUUUGGUUGAUUGGUUUUUUCUUGUUUUUAAAUACUAUGUCUAUAAAAUGUACUCAAAAUGCAGCCUUUCCAGAAACUAAAACAGAGAUUUAUGUGUUUCAGCCACUACUGAUCUGGUCUGACUAGAUCAUUAGGAAAUAAAGAUGUUCUGGGCAAUUCAACUGAACACGAUUUGUGUUUAUAAAAAAAAAAAAGCGAUUGCAUCUGAACAAAUUUAUGUUGUUAGUACUACUUGACCUGUCAUUAAACUUCAUGCUUCA
Molecule: messenger RNA, 6903 nt
Organism: Phalacrocorax carbo (great cormorant)
Lineage: Eukaryota; Metazoa; Chordata; Aves; Suliformes; Phalacrocoracidae
Source: RefSeq, a predicted model, not a curated record